GAUUACAAUGAUGAGAUCAGACAGGCCCAGCUGCAGGAGCUCACCUACCUAAACGGUGGAUCGGAGGAUGCCAAGGUGCCGUCGGUCAGGGGCAAGUCCGCCACUCGUGGCAGAGGGACACCUGUUCCAGGACCCCCCAGGAGUCGUGGAGGAGUUCCCCCCCUGCAUACAGCAGUGCCUCGAGGAGCAGCACCCAAUGGAGGCCCUCCCAGCCGAGUACCUUCAUCCAGAGGUAGAGGAGUUCAAAGAGCCAGAGGGGCCGGCUACAGGCCCACACCUCCCAUAGUGCAGGACACGUACGGUAAAUAUGAGUAUGACGAUGACUACGGAACAGCUUACGAUGACCAAGGAUAUGAAUCAUAUGACAACAACUACAGUAAUCAAGGACAAAACUCAGAUGACUACUAUGAAUACGGACCGAGCGGUGAAACAUACGAAUCAUACGGUCAGGAAGAGUGGGCAAACGGUCGCAGCAAGGCACUGUCAGCGAGAACAACCAAGGGGGUGUUCAGAGAUCAGCCGUACCCCAGAUACUGAACUGUUUAUAUGAGCCGCGCCUGACUCCUCGUGGCUGGUUCAACCCAAGUAAUGGAUUUUUUUGUAUGGACACUCCCACCUUUUUAGAAUUGAGAACUAAAGGACAAAAUAAUUCCAGCAAAAACCUAAACCYCAAAUGUUUGUUUCAGUAAUGGAAUCCCCCCGAACAAUGAACCUGACUGGGUAAACUCUGUAAAACCUUUUAGGUAAGCUGACAUCCCCCACCUCCACAGGAGAAUCAACUGGACGUUCAGACUAAGAACGACUCUGUAGAACAAUAAGUUUCUCUUUCAGCUCUGUGAUUGUGAAGAACAAAAUUGUGUCACCUCUUUUAUUGGUAAUGAUUAGUAAGCUUGUAGAGACUGUUCAAUCCAGUGUUUCUACCAGCUUCAUCUAUCAACCCCCGCCCCGCCCCCCUACCGCCUGGUCUUUAGACCUCUGACCAUCAACAUCUAUUUUAAUUCUUGACCAAACCCCCAUCUGCUCUCUUUGUUGGGAACUGAAGCCAGCAGGAUCUAGUUUGUUGGACCCACUUUGUAGUAUUGUACGGAGGCCGCAAGGGGACACUGUUUUUUUUCUUUUGCGUUCCCACGCAAUACAUUUGCGUUCCCUCGCAAUACUUUUGCGUUCCUUCGCAA
Austrofundulus limnaeus is the source of this 1175-nucleotide messenger RNA. RefSeq names its product KH domain containing, RNA binding, signal transduction associated 3 (gene khdrbs3). Gene Ontology annotation, cellular component: nucleus. Gene Ontology annotation, molecular function: mRNA binding. NCBI's taxonomy places the organism in Eukaryota, Metazoa, Chordata, Actinopteri, Cyprinodontiformes, Rivulidae. Gene Ontology annotation, biological process: regulation of alternative mRNA splicing, via spliceosome. The record is from RefSeq and is a predicted model, not a curated record.